AUAAUUAUGCUUUUUUUUCUUUAGUGAAAGAAAUGAUGUCUUAAGAGAAGCUGAAAUUUUACACAAAGCUAGAUUUAGUUACAUUCUUCCAAUUUUGGGAAUUUGCAACGAGCCUGAAUUUUUGGGAAUAGUUACUGAAUACAUGCCAAAUGGAUCAUUAAAUGAACUCCUACAUAGGAAAACUGAAUACCCUGAGGUUGCUUGGCCACUGAGAUUCCGCAUCCUGCAUGAAAUUGCACUGGGCGUAAACUACCUGCACAAUAUGAACCCUCCUCUGCUUCAUCAUGACUUGAAGACUCAGAAUAUCUUAUUGGAUAACGAAUUUCAUGUUAAGAUUGCAGAUUUUGGUUUAUCAAAAUGGCGCCUGAUGUCCCUGUCACAAUCACGAAGCAGUAAAUCUGCACCGGAAGGAGGCACAAUUAUCUACAUGCCACCUGAAAACUAUGAACCUGGACAAAAAUCAAGGGCCAGCGUCAAGCAUGAUAUAUAUAGCUAUGCGGUUAUCAUGUGGGAAGUCUUAUCCAGAAAACAGCCUUUUGAGGAAGUCACCAAUCCUUUGCAGAUUAUGUACAGUGUGUCACAGGGUCAUCGACCCGACACUAGUGAAGAAAGUCUGCCGUUUGAUAUACCUCACCGCGCAGUGAUGCUCGCUCUCAUCAAAGCUGGAUGGGCCCAGAACCCGGAUGAAAGGCCAUCCUUCUUAACUGCUACACCCACGCUCCAUCCUCCCUUCGAGCUGAUCCGGUUGUCACACUACGUGGAGAAAACACCACAAGAGGGUCCCCUCACACUUCCCCUGCCAGGUCUACAGACUGUACUCGUGUCCGCCAGGAAAUCACGUCUGCACACACUUCCCCUGCCAGAAUGUUUAAUAGAACUUGAACCAGUUCUGAGGACAUUUGAAGAGAUAACUUUUUUUGAAGCUGUUAUGCAACUAAAGAAAACAAAGUUACGGAGUGCUUCGAGUACUGUCCACUUACAUGACAAGAAAACGGAGUUAUCUCUGAGCGUCUCUCUAAAACAUGGUCCACAAGAGGAAUCGUGUGGAUCACUUCAGCCCCCUAAAAGCGGUGGUUCCCCCGGAACCUCCAGGUCCCUGUCAGCUCCUCAGGACAAUGAGCCUUCAUCCAGAAAAAGUCAAGACUUUAUGCAGCAUCACCAUCCGGCAAAUCACAGUUGGGACAGCAACAUGUCUGCGGCUCGGAGGACAGCACUCUGCGACCACAGGACCGCCCCGUGCUCCUUGGCAGCUGUAAAUCCACUCUCGGCCGAGGGACAUGCAGCCACGCGUCUAUCUUUCCCUUUGACUUGUCAUGCCUGCUCUUGCGCAGAGGGUUCACAGCCUGGCGUGGCCCAGCAGUGGGUCCAGAUGAAAAGAGAGGACAUUGUGAGCCAGAUGACCGAGGCCUGCCUCAACCAGUCGCUGGACGCCCUGCUGUCCAGGGACUUGAUCAUGAAGGAGGACUAUGAACUCAUUAGCACCAAGCCCACGAGGACCGCAAAAGUCAGACAGUUACUGGACACCACUGACAUCCAAGGAGAAGAAUUUGCCAGAGUCAUAGUACAAAAGCUGAAGGACAACAAGCAGAUGGGCCUUCAGCCGUACCCGGAAACCCUGACGGUUUCUCACCCGCUCUCUUUAAAUUUAUUUCAAAAUAAAAGCUUAUAGGUGACUCUUUUUCAAGAAAAAAGGUUCAUUUAUUAAAAAGUAUUUUAUAUUUCUCUCGCCCUGAUCAUAUUGUUUUUAUAAAAAUCCAUGUAUUAGAAGCUUUAGUGGAGUUUCUUUUCCAGGUAAAUAUCAGUCUCCCUCCGUGACAUUACAGUAUUUUUUUAAAUAGAGUAAAAAAGUUGGCAUUUUGCUACACAGUUCAA
This is a messenger RNA of Pteropus alecto (black flying fox), 1872 nucleotides long. RefSeq names its product receptor interacting serine/threonine kinase 2 (gene RIPK2). Gene Ontology annotation, molecular function: ATP binding; JUN kinase kinase kinase activity. The coding region runs from base 143 to 1669 and encodes 508 amino acids. Lineage: Eukaryota; Metazoa; Chordata; Mammalia; Chiroptera; Pteropodidae. The transcript is spliced from 11 exons. The record is from RefSeq and is a predicted model, not a curated record. Gene Ontology annotation, biological process: positive regulation of canonical NF-kappaB signal transduction; regulation of apoptotic process; innate immune response.